Messenger RNA from Puma concolor (puma), 880 nucleotides. RefSeq names its product PRKR interacting protein 1 (gene PRKRIP1). NCBI's taxonomy places the organism in Eukaryota, Metazoa, Chordata, Mammalia, Carnivora, Felidae. Gene Ontology annotation, cellular component: nucleolus. Gene Ontology annotation, molecular function: double-stranded RNA binding; protein kinase binding; protein kinase inhibitor activity. The record is from RefSeq and is a predicted model, not a curated record. Gene Ontology annotation, biological process: negative regulation of protein kinase activity.
GAAAGCUGUCAUGGCGAGUUCGGCUGCUUCCUCGGUGCGACCGCCGAGGCCCAAGAAAGAGCCACAAGCGCUCGUCAUCCCCAAGAAUGCGGCAGAAGAGCAGAAGCUCAAGCUGGAGCGGCUCAUGAAGAACCCGGACAAAGCAGUUCCGAUUCCAGAAAAAAUGAGUGAAUGGGCACCCCGGCCUCCCCCAGAAUUUGUUCGAGAUGUAAUGGGUUCCAGCGCUGGGGCUGGCAGUGGAGAGUUCCACGUGUACAGGCAUCUGCGCCGGAGAGAGUACCAGCGACAGGACUACAUGGAUGCCAUGGCUGAGAAGCAAAAAUUGGACGCAGAGUUUCAGAAGAGACUGGAGAGAAAUAAAAUUGCUGCAGAAGAGCAGACAGCAAAGCGCCGAAAAAAGCGCCAGAAGUUAAAAGAGAAGAAAUUAUUGGCAAAGAAGAUGAAACUUGAACAGAAGAAACAAAAAGAAGGAUCUGGUCAGUCCCAGGAGCAGCCAUCCAGUAGCUCCGAGGAAGCGUCUGGAACGGAGGAGGAAGAGGAGGAGGAGGAGCAGCCCAGCUUCAUCAUGGGUCGAUGACAGUGUUUGCUGUAGCAACUCUCUGCGGCCUAACCCAUGCUGUGACCAGGACCUCAGGAAACUGUCCACACAACCCAAGGGAAAAGGAAUGUGUGUUUCAACUCAGUUUCCCUCCCAACGCUUUGCUAGAGAGAAGCAAGUGGGAUCCCCUCCUGAUCAUUCCCAGCCCCACCUGUCAGCAGGACUCUGAGCCUGUGGGACAGAGAGGACUGUCUGUUGGACACUGUCUCUUGGACACUCGGGGCUGCCAAGCAGAGUUCAUUCAUGUUCCUGCUGAUGGGGAAAAUGUGUAACCUUCUGCCC